Neogale vison (American mink) is the source of this 906-nucleotide messenger RNA. It is a transcript of the gene LRRC30, whose product is annotated as leucine rich repeat containing 30. Lineage: Eukaryota; Metazoa; Chordata; Mammalia; Carnivora; Mustelidae. The record is from RefSeq and is a predicted model, not a curated record. Bases 1 to 906 code for a protein of 301 amino acids. Gene Ontology annotation, molecular function: protein binding. The transcript has a single exon.
AUGGGAGCCAAGCAGUCAAGGGCUUGCUGCAGGGACAAGGGCCCCAGGGGGAUGGUCCUGCUCCGCGGGAGGCAGCCCUUCUCCUCGUGGGACGACAGUCUGCUCUCGGGAAAGGACCCCCGGGCUCUGCUGAAGCGGGGCAUGCGCCACGUCAGCUUCAGCCUGGUCACCAAGGGCAUGACGGACGUCCCCGACUUUCUGUGGAGCUUGUCUGAGGUCCAGAAGCUCAAUCUGUCUCACAACCAGCUCAGGGCUCUCCCGGCCGACGUGGGGAAGCUGAGCCGGCUGGUGGUCUUGAAUCUCUGCGGCAACCGCCUGAGGAGCCUGCCCCGGGAAAUCAGCCUCCUCAAGAGCCUCAAGGUCCUGUUCGUGAACAUGAACUGCCUGACCGAGCUGCCCGCCGAGCUGAGCGCUUGCAGAAGCCUGGAGGUCCUGAGCUUGUCCCACAACUGCCUCUCCCAGCUUCCCGCCAGCUUCGCCGACCUCUCCAGGCUGCGAAAGCUAAACCUGAGCAACAACUACUUCGCUCACAUCCCCGUCUGCGUGUUUGCGCUGAAGGAGCUGGAUUUCCUGCACGUGGGCUCUAAUCGCCUGGAAAACAUCGCCGAGAGCAUUCAGUGUCUGGCCAGUCUGCAGAUCUUCAUCGCCGAGAGCAACAACAUCCACUCCUUCCCGCGGUCGCUCUGCCUGCUCACCAGCCUGGAGCUGCUGAACUUGAACAACAAUGACAUCCAGACCCUCCCGGACGAGCUCUACCUGCUGUGGAGACUGGGGCGGAUUGCUUGGAAUCCCAUGGACAAAGGGCUCCACAUUUCCCAUAACCCGUUAUCCAAGCCUCUGCCGGAGCUGGUGGAGGGGGGCCUGGAGAUGCUCUUCAGUUACCUGAAGGACAAAAAGCACAACUGA